Messenger RNA from Schizophyllum commune H4-8, 270 nucleotides. RefSeq lists its product as uncharacterized. NCBI's taxonomy places the organism in Eukaryota, Fungi, Basidiomycota, Agaricomycetes, Agaricales, Schizophyllaceae. The record is from RefSeq and is a predicted model, not a curated record. Bases 13 to 171 code for a protein of 52 amino acids. The transcript has a single exon.
CGCGUGAGAGGGAUGACUUGCGUCGCGGCGGCUUUUGGGACGGCCCGAUCUUUUCCCCUCGACGUCGACGGAUCCUCCUUUCUAACGUCCGAAGCGACAUGCUUCGACGCAACGCGCGAGUCCUUCUCCCCACGCACCAAAGACGACGGACACCCCUCCUUCGCAACAUAAAUUUCCUCACGCUUCGACGCGAAGCGCGGUGAGUCCUCUCGAGCGCCCUGACGAUGCGAUUCGGAAGAAUCCUCUCGAGCUCCUCAACGGGACUCGGCC